Messenger RNA from Cheilinus undulatus (humphead wrasse), 2114 nucleotides. RefSeq names its product family with sequence similarity 199, X-linked (gene fam199x). The coding region runs from base 1 to 1335 and encodes 444 amino acids. Lineage: Eukaryota; Metazoa; Chordata; Actinopteri; Labriformes; Labridae. The transcript has 9 exons. The record is from RefSeq and is a predicted model, not a curated record.
AUGACUAACCAUGCACUUUUAAUCUAUUUGUGUAGCAAAUUCAGUUCAAACCUUCUGUUUUCCUCGCAGCUUGCGCUUACAUCAUCAUCGCUGCUGGAGAAGGGGAUUUGCAAAUGGAGGCUGCUGAAAUGUCCAUAUUUUGAUCAACAAAAGGUACUUUCAGCCAUGUCUGAAUCUCUGUAUGAGAAGUUUUUGGCCCCGGAGGAGCCUUUCCCUCUCCUCUCCCAGAGGGCUAACCUCAGUGAUGUGGGAAACCUGGAUGUCAGUGACUUCAGCUGCCAGCUCUCAUCAUGUCACAGAACAGAUCCUCUCCACCGUUUUCACAGUAACAGGUGGAACCUUACUUCCUGUGGGACCAGUGUUGCCAGCUCAGAGUGCAGUGAGGAGCUUUUCUCCUCCGUGUCAGUGGGAGAUCAGGACGACUGUUACUCCCUGCUGGAUGACCAAGAACUAACGUCUCUGGACCUGUUCCCUGAAGGCAGCGUCUGCAGUGAUGUCUCCUCCUCCAUCAGCACUUACUGGGACUGGUCAGACAGCGAGUUCGAGUGGCAGUUGCCAGGAAGUGACAUCGCCAGUGGCAGUGACGUUCUGUCAGACAUUAUCCCAAGUGUUCCAAGUUCACCCUGUCUGUUUUCCAAGAGGAAGCCGAAGACCCACCUGCAUCGAAACUUGGAUGAGCUGCCAUGGAGCGCCAUGACCAAUGAUGAGCAGGUUGAGUACAUCGAGUACCUGAGUCGGAAGGUCAGCACAGAGAUGGGCCUGAGAGAGCAGCUGGACAUAAUCAAGAUUAUCGACCCCAAUGCGCAGAUCUCUCCCACCGACAGUGAGUUCAUCAUAGAGCUCAACUGUCUGACCGACGAGAAACUCAAGCAGGUGCGAAAUUACAUCAGAGAGCACAACCCAAGACAGAGGACUGGCAGCACAAGAGAGGGCUGGAAAAGAAGCAGUCACAGCAGUGCCAGCACGGGUGGAGUGAGUGGAGCCAGCAGCAGUAAUGCCAGCAUGGUCAGCUCUGCAAGCUCCUCCACCAGCUCUACGGCCUCCAACUCUGUAGCAGGUGGAACAGCAUCGGCCUGCAGUGGAAGUAGCGUCGCCAACAUAAGCAGAGCUCACAGCGAUGGCAACCUUCCCAGCGCAGCAGAACGCAUUCGAGACUCCAAAAAACGUUCAAAGCAGCGAAAGCUUCAACAGAAAGCCCUUCGUAAGCGGCAGCUCAAAGAGCAACGACAGGCCCGUAAAGAGCGUCUGAGUGGACUGUUUCUUAAUGAGGAGGUGCUCUCGCUCCGAGUCACAGAGGAGGAUGACCACGGUGAUGACCUGGACAUACUGAUGUGACACCAGUGAAUAAAUCAGUGCUCCCUCUACGCCUGCUCUCCCACCACGCAGCCACUGCUAUCAAGGUUAUAGACCAUGUUAGUGCAAAUCAAUUCAUCCAAUAGCUUCGCUCACAUCCUUCUAGUAUAUUUUGAUGAUCUGCAGUUACAGGAAGUAAUCCUUAACAUCUGUUGGCCAGUUACUCACUUAUUCUUCGGUGGUAACUGAAGACAGCAGUGUAGCAAACACCUUUAAGGUACAAUAAUACUACAUUUCUUUGCAUGCUAUAAUCAGAUAGCUAUCUCAUGCUAGUCAGCUGUCUGAUUGCUUUAACGUUUAAAAUUUUGCAGACACAAAAAUUUCUGCAGUAUGUUUAAUCUUCCUCAGUUUAACACAGUUAUACUUGUAGAUGCUCUGACUACUGUAGCACCCAUAGCUGAAGGACAGAUCAGGGAAGACCUGCAGAGCUUUGUGUACGUGGUGAUGGUAGAAAGUGUAUUUCUCCUUCAUGAAGGGGGGUCUGUGUCCAAAUUGGCAGCAUUUCAGCUAAUUUUGGUCAAACUGGUCACACUCUAGACAAUUUAAACAAAUUAGAAUCUAUCUUUAAAAAAAUGGGAGACUGCAGACAUAAGGACAGUUACACACAAGAUUAUUCAGCACAGUGAGGAUUCCCCACACCUCAGAUCUCACCUGACCAAACAGGACUCCAGAAGAAAAACAAACAUGGAGGACCUCUGAAUUCCUCUGCUGGCUGUCCUGGCCAUCCAUCCAUCCAUUUUCUAUACCGCUUAUUCCGUUCC